UGAAUCCCAAAAUGUCAUCUCCGCACCACCCCUACACCACCCCACUCCCUCACUCCCCUCCUUCCAUCCCCACCGACCUCCCUCUGUACCCCCUUUCCCUCUCCUUCCCCCCUUUCCUUCCUUCUCUUCUAACUUUCCUCUAGAGGUUACAGUAACGGCAGGAAUAAAAUGGAAUAGAAUUGGAAGAGGGAUUAGGAAGGCAGGCAAGGAAACAGACUUGAUUGACAGCAUAAUUAAUCUGAAAAGCAUACAUAGAAGAAAUAAAGAAGAGAAUAAAGAUUUAGGAGCUCCAAGCAAGACUCCUAAAACUAGUAAAAAAAUUAAUAAGUACUCUUUGAGCAAAUCUGUGUGCAAAUUUGAUAAGUCUUCACCUCAAAUUGAGGGAUUCAAAAGAAAAAGAUUAAACCACACCAAACUAGGCCAUCGCUCAUCUAUUUCAAAGUCUAUCUACGAUCAUUUGUAUAAUAAGGACAGAUUUAAAUAAAAUGAUGAAGGAUCAUUUUCUUGCUGAAAACAAGAAAAAUUCUAAAUAAAGACUACAUCAGCCCAUCCCUCCGAACCAAAAUCCCCACUGACCUCUGCAAACGCCUCUGGCAACGUCUCCAAAAGUCCAAAGAAACCCGCUCUUACUCAACCUCCAAACACCCCACCCCCUCCACCUACUCUACUGCCCUUAAGCACAACCAAAAACCCCACACCAGCAGAAACACCCACAGCAUAAUCUCCUUCCACUCAAACUCCCUGUACAAGUACCAAAAAUCCCACUACUCCAAAGCCUGCACUCACAAGUCAUCUUCUCAGCUGCCUUACCUGGCUCAGCCAGGUAAGGCCUCUGGAGAAAAUUACAGGUACAAGCGGGCUGAGAGUAACAGAUCUUUUGGACAGAAGAACAGGGGGAAUGGAGGGAUGAAGGAAGAGAAGUUGAAGAGGAUGAUGAAAGAUGUUAGUGAGAGUAGGAAGAGGUUUGCAAUAGAAGGGGUUUGGAAAAGAUUUGCAUAGGGUCUGAGGAAUAAGAUUGAGAGGUAUGUUGGGAAUAAGUAGCUCAA
This is a messenger RNA of Moneuplotes crassus, 1046 nucleotides long. The record is from the annotation of a GenBank genome assembly. NCBI's taxonomy places the organism in Eukaryota, Ciliophora, Spirotrichea, Euplotida, Euplotidae.